This is a messenger RNA of Peronospora matthiolae, 318 nucleotides long. Lineage: Eukaryota; Oomycota; Peronosporomycetes; Peronosporales; Peronosporaceae. The record is from the annotation of a GenBank genome assembly.
AUGUGCCAGCGGCGGUAUGCCAACGACGUCCUCAAGCGUUUCGGCAUGUAUGAGUGCAAGGCCACAGCAAGUUCGGUCGGUUUGAGCACUCGGCUUGUCGCAAGCAGGGAAUCGGCCAAGAUCAACGUUCCGUUUCGCAAAGCUGUUGGAUCUCCAAUGCACUUAACGACUGCGACGCGCCCGGAUAUCGCGUAUGCUGUGGGGUACUUCUCACACUUCAUGGAUAAUCCGCAGCAAGACUGUUGGACGGCGGAUCAUUCGUUAUUUUCAAGGGACCAAGUCGCGCGGACUCCGCUUCCAGCCAAGCGACAAGAUUGA